Molecule: messenger RNA, 435 nt
Organism: Hippopotamus amphibius kiboko
Lineage: Eukaryota; Metazoa; Chordata; Mammalia; Artiodactyla; Hippopotamidae
Product: phospholipase A2, membrane associated-like
Exons: 4
Coding region: 1-435 (144 amino acids)
Biological process (GO): phospholipid metabolic process; arachidonate secretion; lipid catabolic process
Molecular function (GO): calcium ion binding; phospholipid binding
Source: RefSeq, a predicted model, not a curated record
AUGAAGACCCUUCUGCUGUUGGCAGUGAUCAUGGCCUUUGGCCUGCUGCAGGUCCAUGGAAGUUUGCUGGAUUUUGCCCGAAUGAUCAAGUACACGACAGGAAGGGAAGCCGUGUCCACUUUUGGCUUCUACGGUUGCUACUGUGGCCUGGGUGGCAGAGGAUCUCCCAAGGAUGCAACAGAUUGGUGCUGCGCGGCACAUGACUGUUGCUACAGGCAGCUGGAGAAACGCGGCUGUCGCCCCAAGACACGGAGCUACAAGUUUAUUUACCGCCGGGGCCAAAUCAUUUGUGAGGAUCGGGACUACUGUAAGAAACAGCUGUGUCAAUGUGACAAAACAGCUGCCGAUUGUUUUGGGAAAAACCAGAAGACCUAUAAUAAAAAGCUCCAAUACUACAGCAACCUGCUGUGCAGUGGGAAGGCCCCCCGGUGCUGA